Molecule: messenger RNA, 1353 nt
Organism: Pseudocercospora fijiensis CIRAD86
Lineage: Eukaryota; Fungi; Ascomycota; Dothideomycetes; Mycosphaerellales; Mycosphaerellaceae
Exons: 1
Coding region: 586-1116 (176 amino acids)
Source: RefSeq, a predicted model, not a curated record
CGAGCUUUCUGUCAACAGGGAGGUCACCACGUACAUCCCUGCUCAUAAGCGCAAAGACGGCGACGAAAUGAUUCCAAAAGUGCCGCCGGAAGCAAUCGAUUUGCAUCCAUUCUUCUUCAACCCUUCUGCCCUGUCGAAGGUCAUUCACUGCGUUGCGCCUGGGAUUGUAGCAGUACGUGGUGCGCUUCGAGGCCUGGGUUACAUCGCCACCCGAAGUCAUUGUCAGGCUGGCAGUAUCAAGACCGACGCCCCAUGGAGUGAUAUCUGGCGAGUUAUGCGGGAGUGGGUUCGACAGAAGCAGCCUAUCAAGGAAGGUGCCCUCAAAGAGACGCAAGCUGGCUGGAAGAUUUUGAAUUCUGCUCAGGCAAAGGACGAGAUUACCACCAAGGAUGAGCCACGCAGCGAUGAUGCUUCACCCGAUAUUGUCACUGUAGGCCAGCGGCAGAAUGAUGGCGCUGACCCGUCACAAAAGAAAAUCAUCUUCAAUGAGUUGCUGGGCAAAGACGCAUCGACCAAGAAGCUCGUGCGAUACCAGCAGAACCCUAGAGAGAACUGGGGCCCAAUGACCAAGGCUAAAGGAAGUGGAUGAACGCCGGUCGUAUACACGGCUUCGCUAUUCAUGCGACAUCGCUUGCGGAGGAACUCAGUAUCCCAAAUGAUCCUGGUUCGCUAGAGGACCUGCGACCUGCACUCGUCUUCCUGCAGUUUAAUUGCAGCGAGUCUCCUCGCGUUUUUACAUUGAAAGAUUUCAAAGACUCAGUGAUCCCCGGAGCGUGCCGCGCCCAUAGAUCAAGCCACCUCAGCGUGCAUGUACGAUCUCAAAAGUUCUAUUUCACCCGGAUUAACCCACCAGCCACCGAAACACUAGCGGUCGCUUCAACCGCCUUCAGGCUUGAAGCACGCUGCGUGGCAGUCAUGGGGCUUCAAGCCAGGUAUGGUUCUGGAGUCUCACCGUCUGCUCGGAAAGUGUGCACGCGUGCAUCACAGAGAGUAAAGGUGCGAUGGCCGCUCCGACAUUGUCAGUGUGUCCGAUUUGCUAAGGAGGGCUAUUGCGACAUCCAUGCCGUCUUGAUAGUGACAUCCAAGCACAUGAAUCAACCGUGCAGAGAGGGAUGAUUCGAACAAUUGUGGUGUAGACGCGUUGAACCGGCUUGGACUGUCGGUGGAUUGGCUAGCACUGAGGGUAUCACGGUGGAUUUUCAGGCGGUUCGAGUUGCACGAAGGGUUUGAAGAGCAUGACACUGCAUACUAUGUGUUACGAAGGCGUCGUUCAUCUAAAAACGAGUGUUCUCACAGGAUCUUCUCCAGACCGAGGCCUGUACGUAAAGACGUCCAGCUCCGGACUUCACCAAC